GCUCCUGCCUCGCUCCGUGCUUCGCUCCGCGCUCCCGGUGCAGACUCGGACUCUGCCCCACCCGGAGGAUCCCAGAGAUGGCGAAGCACGUGACCUUCUGGACUCUCCUCUGUCUGCUGGAAAUAGCACACCUUCUCUCUUUGCUGUACACAAGAGGCACCGUGACAGCCUUUGCUCCUUUUGAUGCCAGAGCUGAUGCAGAAGCCCUUCGUAAGGCCAUGAAGGGAAUAGGGACUGAUGAAGAAACUGUGCUGACUAUCCUUGCUACCAGAAACAAUGCUCAACGUCAAGAAAUAGCAUCUGCCUUUAAAACCUUAUUUGGCAGGGAUCUUGUGGAUGACCUGAAAUCAGAACUUACUGGCAAGUUUGAAACCUUGAUGGUGUCUCUGAUGAGACCAGCGUAUAUUUUUGAUGCUCAUGCACUGAAGCAUGCCAUCAAGGGAGCAGGAACCAAUGAGAAAGUGUUGACUGAAAUUCUUGCCUCCAGAACACCUGCAGAAGUGCAGAAUAUUAAACAGGUUUAUCAGCAAGAGUAUGAAGCCAACCUGGAGGAUAAGAUCACAGGAGAAACAUCAGGCCAUUUCCAGAGGCUGCUGGUGGUGCUGCUGCAGGCGAACAGAGAUCCUGAUGUUGGAGUUGAUGAGGCUCUUGUUGAGCAGGAUGCUCAGGUUUUGUUCAGAGCUGGAGAGCUGAAGUGGGGAACGGAUGAAGAGAAGUUCAUCACUAUCUUGGGAACCCGCAGCGUUUCCCACUUGAGGAGGGUGUUUGACAAGUACAUGACCAUUUCUGGCUUCCAGAUUGAAGAGACCAUUGACCGGGAGACUUCUGGUGAUUUGGAGAAGCUGCUUCUGGCAGUGGUGAAAUGCAUCCGAAGUGUGCCUGCCUAUUUUGCUGAGACCCUGUAUUAUUCCAUGAAGGGGGCUGGCACUGAUGAUGACACCCUGAUCAGAGUCAUGGUUUCAAGAAGUGAAGUUGAUCUGCUGGAUAUUAGACGAGAAUUCAGAAAGAAUUUUGCAAAAUCAUUGUAUCAGAUGAUUCAGAAAGACACGUCCGGGGACUACAGGAAAGCGCUGCUGCUCCUCUGCGGCGGAGACGACGACUGAGGACACGCAGCACUCCUUGUACCCCAGCUUUGCAGCCCUUCAUUAGCAUGUCUGCCUGAGGUUUUGUAUCUUAAUGCUUUGUGGCUGCUUCAAUUUAUACUAGGAUUGCACUUAGUAAAAAGGAGCGCGUUGUUAUCCCUCUUCUUCCCCGUGUCCCAACUUCCAGGAAUUUCAAGUGCCUUCUGUGAUCUGCGAGAGUCACUUUCGUGGAAGGUGGGUGAUGAGCACAGAACCCAGUUCUUUACAGGUGUUUUGCUGAAAUAAGAAAAAAAUAAUCCUGUAUUUCACAAUAAAUUCACAAUAAUCCUUUUUUGCUUUUAUUCCUUACAUUUCCUCUGAGUGUGAAG
Cinclus cinclus is the source of this 1450-nucleotide messenger RNA. RefSeq names its product annexin A5 (gene ANXA5). Bases 78 to 1103 code for a protein of 341 amino acids. Gene Ontology annotation, molecular function: calcium-dependent phospholipid binding; calcium ion binding. Gene Ontology annotation, biological process: negative regulation of coagulation. The record is from RefSeq and is a predicted model, not a curated record. The transcript is spliced from 14 exons. Gene Ontology annotation, cellular component: cytoplasm. NCBI's taxonomy places the organism in Eukaryota, Metazoa, Chordata, Aves, Passeriformes, Cinclidae.